CCAUUAAUCCUAGGUCAAGGCUACAUUUUUGUUGUCAUUAGAGUGGGUAGAUCCAGAUGUAGUACACAUAGUUACUCAUGGUUCAUAGAAUCAAAUCCUUUAACACACUAGUUUGCUUCAACCUCAAUAUAAAUAUGAUCCAUAAAUGAAUUAAUGGCGCAGGAGCAUUCGCCUUCUCCUACUCCACAGCGAGCAAUAUAUGGAUUUGUUCUUUACCUUUCUUCAAUAAUCGGAUUAGGUCUGUAUAUUGUAUGGGCUUACAUUCCUGAUUACUGGCUACAUUCAGUUGGUCUCACUUACUGGCCUCAAAAAUAUUGGGCUGUUUCAUUGCCAGUAUACUUAUGUGUUGCUAUCAUCCUGAGUUACAUUGCUUAUACAGGGUUAAUUCUGAUUAAAACUCCUGCUCUUGAUGAUGUUAGAACAAUAACAGAUAGGCGUGCAUUGUAUGCAGAUAAUGAGCAUUCACACCCUGAAGCUAUCCCACCUUUGAGGGAUUUAGACAUUUCAACAGUUAAUGCCCUCCUAUACUUGGAUUGAAAUAUUUUGCAGUUUCUAUUCUACAAUUAAAAGUUAUGGUAAAUAAAUAAUCAUGAUUC
Physella acuta is the source of this 596-nucleotide messenger RNA. RefSeq names its product phosphatidylinositol N-acetylglucosaminyltransferase subunit P. Gene Ontology annotation, cellular component: endoplasmic reticulum. Gene Ontology annotation, biological process: GPI anchor biosynthetic process. NCBI's taxonomy places the organism in Eukaryota, Metazoa, Mollusca, Gastropoda, Physidae. Gene Ontology annotation, molecular function: phosphatidylinositol N-acetylglucosaminyltransferase activity. The record is from RefSeq and is a predicted model, not a curated record.